AGCGUUUUUUUUUUUUUUUUUUUAAAUAAAAAAAAACUUAAUUUAUACAGUAUAUGGCUUACUUGCUUUUUUGUUUAUUCUCAGGUAAAACGUUUCAAAUAAACUAGUAGCCUACUGUAUGAAGAAACUGUAUCAAUAUUGGUUGGUAGUUGGCCGAGUGCGCGUUUAGUAAAAUGCUGAACGCUGCAAGGAUGUGUGGUAUGCGAUAGCCGCACGAAUCUCAAGAGAACAUCUUCAGUCACGGCGAUUUUUUUUUUUCUUCUAAUCUCGACGCCCCCUAUGGCACAAACUCGAGUAUUUCCCAAGCAGCUGAGUUCUUCUCAGCAGCCUUCGCGCGGAAACCCUGCUGUAGCGAGAGAGGCUUAGAGCAAAGCGCGCGGAACCUAGCCAGCCGUCGUAUUGCGGGAUGAAAUGAAAGCCGUUUAAUUAUUUAGACUUUCUUUCUUUGGAGGGAUAAAGCGGGUGCUGCAGAGAAAGAAUGGGAGGAGAAAAUUAUUUUUCGUUUCAUCAGGGAGAGAGCCGCUGAAAAUGCACCAGUUUCCAGUUCUGACUUAAAAGAGCAAAGCCGUUAUACAUAUGCAUAUCAUCAUCGUUCCUUCUCCUGAGACAAAACUGCCGUUUCUCAUCAAGUGGUGGACCUUCUCCCGUCUGCCAUGGCUCUCGUCGUCCAGCUAAAAAGGGUUACAGACCUGCGGGGAAAGGGAGACAGGAUUGCUAAAGUGUCAUUCCGAGGGCUGUCCUUCUACACGCGUGUCCUGGAGAACUGCGAAGAUGAGGCCAGGUUCGAUGAGACUUUCAGAUGGCCAAUCGCCAGCAAGAUUGAUGGCAACGAGAUGUUGGAGAUUCAAGUGUUCAACUACAGCAAAGUCUUCACAAACAGGCUGAUUGGAACGUUCCGGAUGGUUCUGCAGAAGGUGGUGGAAGACGCCCAGCUGGAGAUCUCCGACACCCUGAUCGACGACAACAACACGGCCAUACAGACAGGCGUCUCCAUAGAGAUAAGGUACCAGGCCAUGGACGGGACGGUGGGGGUGUGGAGCGACGGGGAGUUCCUGGAGGUGCCCGGCGAGCAGGACGGGGCGUUCCAGUUCGAGACGGACAGCCUGCUGUCGGGCCACAGCCAGGGGUCGGGGGUGUCGCCUGGGAGGUCCACCUCCAGCCUCCCCUUCAGGAAAGCCGGAAAGGGGGUCUUCUCAGCCAUGAAGCUCGGCAAGGUGCGCUCCUCCAAGGACGACCACAAAAAAGGAGAUGAGCCGGCGGUUCUGGAGACGGAGGACCUGGACCGGAGGGCCAUGCGUCUGGGCGGGGGCCUGGACCCCGACACCAUCUCCCUGGCCUCCGUCACGGCCGUCACCACCAACGUCUCCAACAAGAGAUCAAAGCCAGACAUAAAGAUGGAGCCCAGUGCGGGGCGGCCAGUGGAUUACCAGAUCAGCGUGACAGUGAUCGAGGCCCGUCAGCUGGUGGGCCUGAACAUGGACCCGGUGGUCUGCGUGGAGAUUGGGGAGGAGAAGAAGCACACCUCCAUGAAGGAGUCGACAAACUGCCCCUACUACAACGAGUACUUCGUCUUCGACUUCCACGUGCCCCCUGACGUCAUGUUUGACAAGAUCUUGAAGUUGUCCGUGAUCCAUUCUAAAAACCUCCUGCGCAGCGGGACCCUCGUCGGCACGUUCAAGCUGGACGUCGGCACCGUCUACUCGCAGCCUGAACACCAGUUCUACCACAAAUGGGCCAUGCUCUCCGACCCCGAUGACAUCACCGCCGGGUGCAAAGGCUACGUGAAGUGCGACGUGGCGGUGGUGGGGAAGGGCGACAACAUCAAAACGCCGCACAAGGCCAACGAGACGGACGAGGACGACAUAGAGGGGAACUUGCUGUUGCCCGAGGGGGUCCCGUCCGAAAGACAGUGGGCACGCUUCUAUGUGAAGAUCUUCCGAGCGGAGGGACUGCCCAAAAUGAACACCAGCAUCAUGGCCAACGUGAAGAAGGCCUUCAUCGGAGAGAACAAAGACCUGGUGGACCCCUACGUCCAAGUGAUUUUCGCUGGGCAGAAGGGGAAGACCUCGGUCCAGAAGAGCAGCUACGAGCCCGUGUGGAACGAGCAGAUCGUCUUCACCGAGAUGUUCCCGCCGCUCUGCAAGCGCAUGAAGAUCCAGAUCCGAGACUCCGAGCAAGGUCGCAGACGACGCGCCAAGACAGGCUUCCUCCCGACGAUGGGUCCCGCCUGGGUGAACAUGUACGGCUCCACGCGGAACUACACCCUGAUGGACGAGCACCAGGACCUGAACGAGGGCCUCGGGGAGGGCGUGUCCUUCCGGGCCCGGCUGCUCGUCAGCAUCGCCGUGGAGAUCCUGGACACCGCCUCCGCCGAGAUCGUCAGCUCCACCGAGGUGCAGGUGGAGGGCGUGCCCAACAUCUCCGAGUCGGCUGCUGGGAAAAUCGAGGAGUUCUUUCUGUUUGGGGCCUUUCUGGAAGCCACUAUGAUUGAUAGGAAGAUCGGAGACAAGCCGAUCAACUUUGAAGUUACAAUAGGUAACUAUGGUAACCAGAUCGAUGGGGUGAGCAAGCCAGCCUUGUCUAAAAAGAAGAAGAAAGAUGGUGAUGACAGUGAGGAAGAGGAGUCGGAGCUGAUCCAGAACUCCAGCGAUGAAGAGGCCGAUGACGAUGGGGACCUGAUGUCCGUCUCCUCCACCCCGCCCAUGAAGCCCGUCAUCACAGACAGGAAUUACUUCCACCUGCCGUACUUUGAGAAGAAGCCCUGCAUCUACAUCAAGAGCUGGUGGCAGGACCAGAGGAGACGGCUGUACAACGCCAACAUCAUGGACAAGAUGGCCGACAAACUGGAGGAGGGGCUGAACGACGUUCAGGAGAUCAUAAAGACGGAGAAGGCCUACCCUGAACGCAGGCUGCGCGGGGUCCUCGAGGAGCUCAGCAUCGGCUGCAGUCGAUUUGUGACCCUGGCUAACAAAGACCAGAACCAGGCGGGCAGAACCAAGCUGGACCGAGAGCGCCUGAAAUCAUGCAUGAGAGAAGUGGAAAACAUGGGUCAGCAGGCAAAGAUCAUUCGCUCUCAGGUGAAGAGGAACACGGUGCGGGACAAACUCAAACUGGUUCACAACUUCCUGCAGAAGCUGCGCUUCCUGGCAGAUGAGCCCCAGCACAGCAUCCCGGACGUGUUCAUCUGGAUGAUGAGCAACAACAAGCGGGUGGCCUACGCCCGCGUCCCCUCCAAGGACAUCCUGUACUCCAUCGUGGACGAGGAGAGCGGGAAGGACUGCGGGAAGGUCAAGGCCGUCUUCCUCAGGCUCCCCGGAAAGAAGGGCUUCGGUCAGGCGGGCUGGACGGUCCAGGCCAAGAUGGAGAUGUACCUGUGGCUGGGUCUGAACAAGCAGCGCAAGGACUUCCUGAGCGGCCUGCCCAGCGGCUUCCAGGAGGUCAAAGCCGCCAAGGGCCCCGGCCUGCAGUCCGUGCCCCCCAUCAGCCUCGUCUACAACAUGAAGCAGGUGUUCCAGCUGAGGGCGCACAUGUACCAGGCCCGCAGCCUGUUCGCCGCGGACAGCAGCGGCCUGUCGGACCCCUUCGCCCGCGUCUUCUUCUCCACCCACAGCCAGGUCACUGAGGUGCUGAAUGAGACCCUGUGCCCCACCUGGGACCAGCUGCUGGUGUUCGAUAACGUGGAGCUUUUCGGGGAGGCCUGCGAGCUGCGGGACGACCCCCCCAUCAUCGUCGUGGAGAUCUACGACCAGGACACUGUGGGCAAGGCGGAGUAUAUCGGCAGAACCUUCGCCAAGCCCGUCACCAAGAUGGCGGACGAGCACUACGGCCCGCCCCGCUUCCCGCCGCAGCUGGAGUACUACCAGAUCUACCGCGGGAACUACACGGCCGGCGACCUGCUGGCCGCCUUCGAACUGCUGCAGGUGGGCCUGGCCGGAAAGGCGGACCUGCCCCCCAUCGACGGCCCGACGGAUUCGGACCGAGGGCCCAUCCUACCGGUCCCGCUCGGAAUUCGGCCCGUCCUGAGCCGAUACCGGAUCGAGGUGCUGUUCUGGGGCCUUCGGGACCUGAAGCGGGUUAACCUGGCCCAGGUGGACCGGCCGCGGGUGGACAUCGAGUGCGCCGGGAAGGGGGUGCAGUCCGCGCUCAUUCAGAACUACAAGAAGAACCCCAAUUUCAGCACCCUGGUCAAGUGGUUCGAGGUGGACCUACCGGAGAAUGAGCUUCUGCAUCCUCCCCUCAACAUUCGUGUGGUGGACUGCCGGGCGUUUGGGCGCUACACGCUGGUGGGGUCCCACGCUGUCACCACCCUCCGAAAGUUCAUCUAUACCCCACCAGACAAGAGCACCAACAACUGGGCCUCUACAGCCAGACUGCUGAACAGCUGCAUGGUGCUCGCCAAUGGGACGUCCCACUCUCGCACCCUCUCUGCCCCCACAGGGGACAUAGUGGUCAACAUGGAGCCGGACGCCCCCGUCAAGAAGAUGGAGACCGUGGUCAAGAUGGACGCUACUUCUGAUGCUGUUGUUAAAAUCGAUGUGAAUGAAGAAGAGAAAGAAAAGAAGAAGAAGAAGAAAAAGAAGGGCGAGGAGGUGGAGGAGGAGGAGCAAGACGAGAGCACGCUGGACUGGUGGUCCAAAUACUUUGCCUCCAUCGAGACCCUGAUGGAGAUGCUCCGGGCACAGGAAGCAGCUCAGGUGGAAGCCGAGGAGAAGGAGGAUCUAGAGAUCGCGGCAGAGAGCACAGGCUCUAAGGGUAAAGAGAAGGCCCGGGACAAGGCCCGGGGCUGGAAGGACAGGAAGAAGGUUCAGGCCGCCGACGCCGCGGAGAAGAAGCAGAACAAGCCCCGAGUGGACGAGCUGCUGGUGUACAACAAAGAGCUGGAGCAGGAGUACGGGAACUUCGAGGACUGGCUGCACACCUUCAGCCUGUUCCGCGGGAAGGCCGGGGACGACGACGACCAGAGCGUGGCGGACGACGACCGGAUCGUCGGCCGGUACAAGGGGUCGCUGUGCAUGUACAAGCUCCCCCUUUCGGAGGAGAUCUCCCGGGAGGCGGGGUUCGACCCCAACAUGGGCAUGUUCCAGGGCAUUCCGCACAACGACCCUAUCAACGUCCUGGUCCGCGUGUAUGUCGUCAGGGCGACGAGAUCUGGCACCAGCGACAUCAACGGAAGGCACACAUCUGCACAAACUGCCGAGAUCAAGGACAAGGAAAACUACAUCUCCAAGCAGCUCAAUCCUGUCUUCGGGAAGUCCUUCGACAUCGAGGCCACCUUCCCCAUGGAGUCCAUGCUCACCGUGUCUGUGUACGACUGGGACCUGGUGGGCACCGAUGACCUCAUCGGCGAGACCAAGAUCGACCUGGAGAACCGCUACUACAGCAAGCACCGGGCCACCUGCGGGAUCUCCUCCCACUACGCUGUCCAUGGUUACAACCAGUGGCGGGACCCCAUGAAGCCGACGCAGAUCCUGGCCAGGCUGUGCAAGGAGGGCAAGCUGGACGGGCCCCACUACGGCCCCGGGGGCCGCGUCAAGGUGGCCAACCGCGUCUUCCUGGGGCCCACCGAGAUCGAGGACGAGAACGGCCUGAAGAAGCAGACGGACGAGCACCUGGCCCUGACGGUGCUGAGGCACUGGGAGGAGAUCCCCCGCGUGGGCUGCAGGCUCAUCACCGAGCACGUGGAGACCCGGCCCCUCCUCAACCCGGACAAGCCCGGCAUCGAGCAGGGCAGAAUUGAGAUGUGGGUGGACAUGUUUCCUAUGGACAUGCCUGCCCCUGGCCCAGCCACCGACAUCUCCCCCCGGAAACCAAAGAGAUAUGAGCUCAGGGUGAUAAUUUGGAAUACAGACGAAGUAAUUCUGGAGGACGAUGAUUACUUCACUGGGGAAAAGUCCAGUGACAUUUUUGUGCGGGGUUGGCUGAAGGGUCAGCAGGAGGACAAGCAGGACACGGACGUCCACUACCAUUCGCUCACUGGGGAGGGGAACUUCAACUGGCGUUUCGUCUACCCCUUCGACUACCUGCUGGCCGAGGAGAAGAUCGUCAUCUCCAAGAAGGAGUCCAUGUUCUCCUGGGACGAGACCGAGUACAAGAUCCCCGCCCGCCUCACCCUGCAAGUGUGGGACGCCGACCACUUCUCAGCCGACGACUUCCUGGGCGCUAUCGAGCUGGACCUGAAUCGGUUCCCUCGGGGGGCGAAAACGGCGAAGCAGUGCUCCAUCGCCAUGGUGGCGAGCGAGCUGGAGCUGCCCACCGUCUCCAUCUUCAAGCAGAAGCGCGUGAAGGGCUGGUGGCCGUUCGUGGCGCGGGACGAGAACGACGAGCUCGAGCUCACGGGGAAAGUGGAGGCGGAGCUUCACCUCAUGACAGCAGAGGAGGCGGAGAAGAAUCCUGUGGGCCUGGGUCGCAGCGAGCCAGACCCCCUGGAGAAACCAAACCGACCCGACACCACGUUCCUCUGGUUCCUCAGCCCGCUCAAAGCGAUCCGAUACCUCAUCUGCAACCGGUACAAGUGGCUGAUCAUUAAGAUCAUCCUGGCCCUGCUGCUGCUGGUGAUGGUGGGCCUGUUCCUCUACAGCAUGCCGGGCUACCUGGUGAAGAAACUGCUGGGGGCGUGAGGAGGCAGUGAGGGAGGGAGGGGGUUUGGCAGGAAGUGACAUCAUCCUAAGCUCCACCCCCUUCUCUCUCGCCACUCGACCAGUCAACCGAUUGCUUCGACAUUCCACCACUGACACUAUUGCCUUUGCUUGACUUGCUUCUCUAUGGCGUCUGUGAACUUUUAAUUUAUUUUUGUUUGUUUUUUUUUUAAGUUUGAUGCUGCAGUUUGUUGGUAAUAAUUCAUAUUGCAUGGAUACUUUGAACAUUGUAGUGUUCAGUAAUACUGAAGUUUUUCUGAUUUAUUUAUUUUGUAUAUUUAUUUUGCUUUGGUCUCUAUGUCUGAUGGAACUUUGUAGACUGGUUUUUGAUUAACCUAAGCAUUUCACAAAAACAUAACGGUGUACCUUCCUUUGGAUAAUCAUUUCUACUGUGUCUAAGGCAGCCUAUUGCACAGUUGUAUUGGGGGAAGCCAGGACGAUUUUGCCAACAUGUGCACGUUGAAAAUAGGUUUUUGAAGGUUUUGAAAAACCAAUUAUUUUUUAAAUAACCCCUUUGGCAAAUGAAACAUUUUGGGUAUCUUGGAAAUCACCUGUAGACAUUUUGGACUGAAGUGCAACAAGAUGUACAUUAUGGAUACCAUCCGUAACAAUACAUAAACAAAAAGGUAGCAGCACAACAGAUGUUAUUGUUCAGGUUAUUGAAUGCAACUUCUUACCAUGUAUUACUGUGACCUGUAGGAUUAGAAUUCCCCCACCUUACAGUUAAGGCAAAAUUUUUACUUGGCUUGUAAAGAUGUGGCGUUUCAGUCCUUAACCAAAGUCGACGCAUGCCUUCCCAAAGACGGGGUGAUCCGACCUCACUCUUCCUCUUCACUCUUCCUCUUGACAAAAAGGCGCGCUUGGACGCUAAUUCCCUUUAUCCACUGUCUGAGCGCAGGUUGAGUAGAGUUAAAUCUGGCCACAGGCACCUCAGGAGGUAACACGUAUUUGCAAAACAAA
Anguilla rostrata (American eel) is the source of this 7595-nucleotide messenger RNA. RefSeq names its product otoferlin a (gene otofa). Gene Ontology annotation, molecular function: AP-2 adaptor complex binding; calcium ion binding. The record is from RefSeq and is a predicted model, not a curated record. Gene Ontology annotation, cellular component: presynaptic active zone membrane; synaptic vesicle membrane. NCBI's taxonomy places the organism in Eukaryota, Metazoa, Chordata, Actinopteri, Anguilliformes, Anguillidae. Gene Ontology annotation, biological process: plasma membrane organization; synaptic vesicle priming.